AUGGGCACCGCCCGGCUGCGGUGGAGGCCAUUCACGGCCUCCUCACCGGCGUCCUCCGCGUCUUCGUCACCGUCCUCGUCGUUCACAACCACGGUGGACCCGCCGGCGGAGUUCCUCUGCCCUAUCUCCGGCACGCUCAUGGCCGACCCCGUCAUCGUCCCACCGGGCCAGACCAUCGAGCGUGCCUGCAUCCAGGCCUGCGCCGCGCUCGCCUUCUACCCGCCCGCCGUUGCCGGCCUCCCGUCGUCUCCCCUCGUGCUCAUCCCCAACGUCGCGCUCCGCUCCGCCAUCCUCAACUGGUGCGAGCGCCUCGGGCUGCCCCACCCUUCCCCUCUCUCCCUCGACACCGCCGGCGACAUCGUCCGCCGCCUCAUGCCGCCGCGCCAGGGGCAGAGGUCGCAGGUGAACUACGGGCCGCCCCCACAGCCACAGCCCUCCUCCGUCCGGACAAGAAACCGGUACAGCGUCGACUACAGCGCCGUUGACGACUUCGUGCCGGAGCCGAGGCAGACGGGCGGCUCGCUGGAGGAGGAGAUCAUGGCCGUGCUCGGCGCGGACGGCGCCAGCCCCGCGGAGCAGAAGGCGACGAUGGCCUCUCUGCGGCAGGCGACGCGGGAGAGCAAAGAGAUGCGGACGCAGCUCUGCACGCCGCGGCUGCUCGCCGCGCUCCGGCCGAUGCUGCUGUCCGCUGACGCCGGCAUCCAGGUCAACGCGGCCGCGGCCAUGGUGAACCUGUCGCUCGAGGCGGAGAACAAGGUACGGAUCGUGCGGUCCGGAGCGGUGUCGCCGCUCGUCGACGUGCUCCGGGUCGGCCACCCGGAGGCGCGCGACCACGCCGCCGGCGCGAUCUACAGCCUCGCCGUGGAGGACGAGAACCGCGCGGCCAUCGGCGUGCUCGGCGCUAUCCCGCCGUUGCUGGAGCUGUUCUCGAGCGGCGGGGCCGGCCACCGCGCGCGCCGCGAGGCCGGCAUGGCGCUGUACCACGUCUCCCUCGCCGGGAUGAACCGGUCCAAGAUCGCGCGCACGCCGGGGGUCGUGCGGACGCUGCUCGCCACGGCGGAGGCACGGGACCGCGGGAACGACUCCGACGCCGACGCCGCGGCGCUGCGGAAGCUCGCAGUGAUGAUCCUGGCCAACCUCGCCGGCUGCCCGGAAGGGAGGGCCGCCCUGAUGGACGGCGGCGCGGUGGCCGCGAUCGUGGGGCUCAUGCGCAGCGGCUCGGCCGCGCCGGGCAGCGCGGAGGAGGAGUACUGCAUAUCGGCAUUGUACGGGAUGAGCCGGGGCAGCCUGAGGUUCCGCGGGCUCGCGCGCGCGGCGGGCGUCGAGGCGGCGCUGAUGCCGGUGGCCGAGAGCGACGGCGGGGUCGGGCGCGACAUGGCGCGGCGCACGCUCCGGGCGAUGCGCGGGGAGGACGACGAGGUGGCGCUGACGGCCUCCGGGAUACUGGGGAGGGAGUGGGACGACGCGAGCGUGGUGUCGGAGGGGAUGGUGUCGCUCCGGCGGCCGCAGCACCACCGGAGCAACUACGCCGGGCCGUCCGGGUCAAACACGACCCAGUUCUGA
Messenger RNA from Triticum turgidum subsp. durum (durum wheat), 1563 nucleotides. The record is from the annotation of a GenBank genome assembly. Lineage: Eukaryota; Viridiplantae; Streptophyta; Magnoliopsida; Poales; Poaceae.